AUGGCGAACAACAACAAUUCAUUCGUUGACAGCUAUUACAAAUUGCUAAUAGGUCUUAAUCUUACGUUGACUCCCAUACCAUCUCGCCUUGCUUACUCGUUACACAACAUUGACCCCAAGAACCAGGACCGCGGAGAAUUUGCGGCAUUUUGCAUCUGCAUGGGACUGAGUCGACAUUGCAUGGAAGUCCUUCUAGAAGUCAACCGUGUCGUUCGAUACACAUCUGGUCUAGACAUGCCUAUGUCUGGGUUCGGCGAAUGGUAUCUCGUGAUUUUGAGUCUGGCUAUAUUGCAGACGCGUUCGAGAUGCCAAAUUGGGACCCCGACUCAGGACAAGCCACAAGGCCAACGAGAAGAUACAGACAUAUUCCAUGCUGCAUACCGAACACCAUUAAUCCCCAAUAUCCAACCUCGUUAUCGCAAACUCGAGGAACAUGGGCGAUGCCUGCGGGUUGCCCGGGUAUACAUCGUAUAA
This is a messenger RNA of Penicillium verrucosum, 474 nucleotides long. RefSeq lists its product as uncharacterized. The transcript is spliced from 3 exons. The record is from RefSeq and is a predicted model, not a curated record. The coding region runs from base 1 to 474 and encodes 157 amino acids. NCBI's taxonomy places the organism in Eukaryota, Fungi, Ascomycota, Eurotiomycetes, Eurotiales, Aspergillaceae.